AUGCACAAAGUGACGGUAAGCCCUGAGCUACUCAAGCGCGGACGCAAAAGCGGCGGCCCCAACCCGCUCGGCGACAUGGUGUCGAUUCGGUACGGGUUCCAUCCCGACUCGCUGGAUCACAAGAGCAAAAUGCAGCUGGAGGAGGACAAGGACAAGGGCAAUUGGGUGCUUCGAGGCAGCGGCGGCGGGAACGGCACACACACCUUCUCCGGAGGGGUGGCGCCGGCGUCGGACCUGGAGUGUGUGCUGGUUUGGGACGCCCCCAGCAACUCGUACGUGCUUCAUCCAUUGGAUGCGACUUUGCGGGUGUCACGGGACAAGGCUGCGGGAGCUGGCACUGUGGGGGCGUCACGUGCGACCCGGACGGCCUCUCCAGAGUCCACAGACGGUCUGGGAAUCAGUUUACCGGGAGCAGGCAAGAUUGUAUCUGAGGAGGAGCUGCGCAAGAAGCGGGAAAUCGAGGCCAGGGAGGCCAAGGAAGCAGCGGCAGCAAAGGCCCAGGCCGCGGAGGAGGCCGCAGAGGCCGCACGGCUGGAAGCGGAGCUCAUGGAGGCAGACAUGGGUCUGGAGGAGGUGGAGGACGUGAAGCCGGAGCCGGUCAAAAAGGCCCCGGCCAAAAAGGCCCCGGCCAAGAAGACCGCACCGAAGAAGGCGGCCCCCAAACCGGUGGCCAAGCCUGCUGCAAAACGACCGCCCACCUCGACGCCAACAGCGGCAGCUUCGUCGUCGGAGUCAGACGUGGACGCGGACCUGGACGAUUUCGGAGACCUGGCCAACGAGCUGGAGGAGUCGCUGGAGCAGUUUUCCAAGGACGAUGACGGAGACGUGAUGAUGAUCGUGGACGACUCGCAUGAUAACAAGCCCAAACAUAGCUGGAACAUGCCUGCUGGAGGUGGAGGACCUAUGAGUCUACGGGGUUACGCAGGCGGUAGGAGAGAGGAGGAGGAGUUGUCGUCGAGUGAGGAGGAAUAA
Messenger RNA from Yarrowia lipolytica CLIB122, 972 nucleotides. RefSeq lists its product as uncharacterized. Gene Ontology annotation, molecular function: transcription elongation factor activity. Lineage: Eukaryota; Fungi; Ascomycota; Dipodascomycetes; Dipodascales. Gene Ontology annotation, biological process: transcription elongation by RNA polymerase II; regulation of DNA-templated transcription. The record is from RefSeq and is a predicted model, not a curated record. Gene Ontology annotation, cellular component: super elongation complex.